AAAAUAAUUAUUUUAAAAAACACUAAUUUUUAUUAAUGUUGUGCGAUUUCAACUGUUCAUACUUAGAACGUUUUUCUCAGUUAUUUUUUUUUGUAAAUUCAUUUAAAAAUAAAUUUUUAUCAAUUGUUUGUUGUAAUUAAGUGUUUAUUGAUGGUAUGCACAUGUGUUACUGAUUCAUUUAAAGAAGAUCAAUCCCAUAGCUUGAAGGAAACAAAAUUCAAUAGUUUUUACAUUGUUUUCUACAUUGCAGAAUUGAAUAUUGUCUAUAGAGAUUAUUUUCGAGUAGUCUUAUAGUUAUUUUUUUGACAAGUAUCUAACAAUAAACAAUACAAAGUAAGAAUUCAAAAAUACAUCACUGAUGACUUUACAAUCUUGUUAAGAAUUUAACCUAAAGGAAAGAAACACAGAAUUGAAUUUUAAUUCAGCUGUAAGUUUAUUAUAUUAACAGAUAAUUUUAUCAAUUAUACGAUUGCCUAUUUUACAAUAUAGAUUAAGAAACGAUAUCAAUAAAAAUAGUUCAAACUGAAACAAUUAUCAGUUAAACAAUAUUACUGUGGAUAAAAACAUUUUUUAUAAUAUAUAAAUAAAUCUAUGAACGGCAAAGCUCAAGAAGACCCUGCAGAAGACUUUACUUCCAGGGUAGAAGUAGACAGUCCCUGUAGUGACAUGAAGCGUGCAGCGGCUAAAAAAUUAAUAGAGCGAUAUUUUUAUCAAUUAACCGAUGGUUGCGGUAAUCCACAAUGCGACAAUCAAUAUUGUGCCUCUAGUGGCAAGGUCACAAAUUUGACACCUAAUCAAGCAGCAGCUCAAGCAAUACAAUUAUUUUCUCAAGAAGCUCGUUUAUGUGACGGCACACAACCCAGCAAAAUUCCUAGAACAUCGUCACUUGAAUCAGGCCCAGCAUCUUUAGCAAAAAGUCUACCCACAAAAAUAAUGAAUCCAUCAUCUUCAGUAGAAGAUAAGCCAAUUCCGUAUCUAACGGAAGCUAAGUUGUUGGAUUUGAUUGAAUCUUGUAAAGUAGAAGGAUCUUAUUCUUCAUUAAUUCGAUCCUUAGGCGAAGUUUUCUCCUCAUCUGAAGCUUUAAGCCGAAGUUUUCAAAAAGUAGAGCAAAGUGAAUCACCACUAGUUGCACUUUUAGAACGCGCACCAGUAUCAUUACUCCAGCCUCCGGGAGACUUGAGUAAAGAAGCCGUUAGAUCACUUCAAGGUGAAGACAAAGAUAUUGAUAGUAGUGAUCCUUCAAUUCCUAGUCUUGAUGAUACCAACGUUGAUUUAGAAGCUGUUAGACGAUCUUUUGCUGCACUCUGGACCUUACCAGGGGAAGAAUUUGAGUCUGCUCUAGUCAAUGCUCUAGUAACCCUAGCAGAUAAUAUUGAAUUAGAUCUCCGAGUAUUUGGAGUUAUGUCAUCAGAUUCAACAGAUUCAUUACUCAAUGUUUUCCUUAUAGUUUUUGAAAUUCCCGUUUUAGGAAGUAGUGAAUACUUAGAAUAUGCUUUUCACAUGCUUUGUAAAGCCGUAAGUUGUUUACCAGUUAGCGCUCAAGCAAAAUUAGCUCGAAUCUGGGCUCGGCAUUGUAAAUCACGACUACCAAGUCUUCUACAAGCAUUACAACAAUUGAUCACAGUCAAAAUAAUCGGUGGAGCUUUCACAAGAGAUUACUGUGUCCAAGAUGCUGAUACAAUAACAGCUCCUACGAAAGUUAUGAAAAUUCUUUAUUAUGCUAGCAUGUUAGCAGGAGAAAUAGAUCCACCAGAAGUAUGUCGUGAUGAAGACACUGAAACGCUUGAGACUGAAACAUUUGAUCUGAAUAAAGAAAUAGGCCGAGCCAUGAACGCUCAAAUAAUUCAUGAUCCUUUAGCAGUCGAAUUGGGAAUUUCGGCUUUGGAUGCAAGAUUACCUCUGAUAAGUUUUACAGAUUUUUAUAAUGAAUUAUUAAGUGAUACUGUAGAGAUGGAUAAAGACUUUGCAUAUUAUAAAAGUGAACAACCAAAAAAAUUCAGUUUCAUGAAUUAUUCAUUUAUCCUCACACCAGCAACAAAAACCUUAGGAUUAUAUUAUGAUAAUAGAAUAAGAAUGUAUAGUGAAAGAAGAAUGAGUAUUUUUCAAUCACUUGUUGGACAGCCUACUAACCCUUACUUAAGACUGAAGGUUCGUAGAGAUUUUAUUAUUGAAGAUGCAUUAGUUGAAUUAGAAAUGAUUGCCAUGGAGAAUCCAACAGAUUUAAAAAAACAAUUAGUUGUGGAGUUUGAAGGGGAACAAGGUGUAGAUGAAGGUGGAGUGUCAAAGGAAUUUUUUCAAUUAGUUGUUGAAGAAAUAUUCAAUCCGGAUUAUGGAAUGUUUAUUUUACAAGAAGAAACACAAACAACAUGGUUUAACCCAACAUCAUUCGAGAGUGAUGCUCAAUUUACACUGAUUGGGGUAGUUCUUGGAUUAGCUAUUUAUAAUAAUGUUAUCUUAGAUGUUCGUUUUCCAAUGGUAGUGUAUAGAAAAUUACUUGGACGAAAAGGAAGUUUUGCUGAUUUACAAGAUUGGAGUCCUCUUUUGUAUCGCACACUAACAGAAAUAAUGGAAUAUAAUGGUGACGACAUGGUAGAAACCUUUAUGCAAACUUUCAAAGUUGGUUACAAAGAUGUGUUUGGAUCCAUCUUAUUCCAUGAAUUAUGUGAAAAUGGCGACGAAAUUUAUGUAAAUCAAAGUAACAGGAAAGAAUUCAUUAAACUUUAUUCCGAUUUCUUAUUAAAUCAAUCGGUAGAAAGACAAUUCAAAGCAUUCAGACGUGGAUUUCAAAUGGUCACUGAUGAAAGUCCACUUGCAUUGCUAUUUAGACCAGAAGAAAUUGAACAGUUGGUCUGUGGAAGUAAGGUUUUCGAUUUUACAGAAUUAGAAGCAUCAACUGAAUAUGAUGGAUAUACUUCUGAUAGUGAAGCUAUAAAGAAUUUUUGGAGGGUGGCUCAUUCACUUCCACUCGAAAGCCAACGUCGAUUAUUACAAUUCACCACUGGAAGUGAUCGAGUUCCUGUUGGAGGACUUUCAAGAUUAAAAAUGGUUAUUUCAAGACAUGGACCUGAUUCUGAUCGGCUACCAAUAGCACACACUUGUUUUAAUACUCUUCUUUUACCGGACUAUGCAUCGUUAGAAAAACUUGAGGAUCGCUUAUUGAAAGCCAUCAACUAUUCGAAAGGGUUCGGUAUGCUGUAAAAAUGACAAAAAAAAAUAAUUAAUUUUUUCAUAUUUUUUUAAUUGUCAUAUUUGUUCAAUUGGCAUAUAAAAUGAGUGCAAAAAAAAAA
This is a messenger RNA of Chelonus insularis, 3287 nucleotides long. RefSeq names its product ubiquitin protein ligase E3A (gene Ube3a). Gene Ontology annotation, molecular function: ubiquitin protein ligase activity. The record is from RefSeq and is a predicted model, not a curated record. Gene Ontology annotation, biological process: ubiquitin-dependent protein catabolic process; protein polyubiquitination. NCBI's taxonomy places the organism in Eukaryota, Metazoa, Arthropoda, Insecta, Hymenoptera, Braconidae. The transcript has 10 exons. The coding region runs from base 592 to 3198 and encodes 868 amino acids.